Molecule: messenger RNA, 476 nt
Organism: Maniola jurtina (meadow brown)
Lineage: Eukaryota; Metazoa; Arthropoda; Insecta; Lepidoptera; Nymphalidae
Exons: 3
Coding region: 147-425 (92 amino acids)
Source: RefSeq, a predicted model, not a curated record
AUUAAUGACCAUGAGCAAGUGUGACUCGUUGGGCACCUCCGCAGCAAACGGGUUCAAAGUGGAACGGGCCGUUACAACGCCACAUAAACCACACGUCUCGCGUAAACUUCACACUCGCAGUUGUUAUUUGGAGUGACACGGGCGAAAUGAAAACUUUUUUUGUAUUCACCACUGUUUUCCUGGUGUCGGUGAUGGUAUCAUCAUCACCGGUUGACCACCGUCCAAGCAUCCCGCCGCCGCCGUACUAUCCUAAACCACCAUCGCCGCUGGAAGGCGGCAGGCCUGAUGUAAAAGGCUAUCCCCAUCAGAAGCCAUUGUAUCCCACUGUGAGGAAGGGAGAGUACGUGUGCGGCGACAAAAUCUGCAAGCUGACCCCGGGAGUGGAGCCCCCGGGCUGCAACGGCAUCUGCCAAUACCCUCUCUAACCAACUGCAGUCAGGCUGCGUUCCGAACCGGUGUGGUGGUAGACUGGUAGC